AUGGGGAAAGCUACAAAAUGGCUAAAGGGUCUAUUGGGGAGGAAGAAGAAUAAGAAGAAAAAUGAAGAACAAACGAGAAUUCCUUUGAAAACUGAUAAUACUGAUUGGUUGAGAUCAUACUUAUUAGCUUUCAAGGAAGAAGAGGAGGAUCAGAACAAGCAUGCAUUAGCGGUGGCGGCGGCGUCUGCGGCGGCGGCAGAUGCAGCGGUGGCGGCGGCACAGGCGGCGGCGGCGGUGGUGAAGUUGACUUGUAAAAGAGGAGUUACUUUUCGCGGCGGAAGAGAGCGGUUGGCUGCUGUCAAGAUUCAAAAUGUUUUUAGAGGGUAUUUGGCACGUAAAGCACUACGGGCAUUAAAAGGAGUGGUGAAGCUUCAAGCUGUCGUUAGAGGUUUCCUUGUCCGAAAACGCGCCGCCGCAACUCUUCAUUGUAUGCAAUCGCUAAUAAGAGCUCAGACCGCCGUCCUCCGAUCGCAAAGAUCGCAUCGUCUCAUCACUACCCAAAACCCAUCUCUCCCCAAAAUUCGUCCUAGGAAAUCAACGGAGAUGUUGUUAAGGUAUGAAGAAGAAGAAGAAGAAAGAACUUGUAGGGUUUCUUCAAAAUCUAUGGAGAAUGCACAUAACCUGUUCGACGAAAGUUCUAAGAUAGUAAAGAUCGAUACUUUCAAGCCCAAAUUGAAAUCCAGAUAUCACCCAGUAUCUGAAUAUGCAGACAGUUAUUACCCAGAAACUUCAUCUCCACUUCCAUGGUCAAGAAGAAACCUUCAAGAUCCACCAGAGUGGAGUUUCAAUGGCGAUGAAUGCAGGUUCUCAACGGCUCAGAGCACUCCGCGUUUCGCAUGUCGAUUGAGUCUUCCACAAACACCGGGCAAGAACAAUGAUUUUCCAAAGUAUAUGGCGAAUACUGAAUCGUUUGUGGCGAAAUUGAGGUCACAUAGUGUACCGAAACAGAGGUUGGAUAGUUGCUUGAAGAAGAGGGUGACUUUGAAUGAAAUAAUGGCGGGAAGGAGUAGUUUGAGUGGUGUUGGGAUGCAGAAGAGAUCGUCUUGUUCUUGAGUUGUUUGAUGAAUGUUUGAAGUUGUUUUUAUUUGUUUUUAUCAUUUGGGGAUGGAAAUUGUGUGAGUUAUUGUAAAUUAUUGACAAGGGUGUGAUUGUAGUGUCAUGAGUCAUGACUCAUGAUUCAUUUGAGUUGAUAAUGGUUAUGAUUUUAGAAACAAUUUUCUUUGGAUUUCAAAUAUCCAUUUGA
This is a messenger RNA of Impatiens glandulifera, 1243 nucleotides long. RefSeq names its product protein IQ-domain 26-like. Gene Ontology annotation, molecular function: protein binding. Bases 1 to 1053 code for a protein of 350 amino acids. Lineage: Eukaryota; Viridiplantae; Streptophyta; Magnoliopsida; Ericales; Balsaminaceae. The transcript is spliced from 3 exons. The record is from RefSeq and is a predicted model, not a curated record.